This is a messenger RNA of [Torrubiella] hemipterigena, 1764 nucleotides long. Lineage: Eukaryota; Fungi; Ascomycota; Sordariomycetes; Hypocreales; Clavicipitaceae. The record is from the annotation of a GenBank genome assembly.
CGCUUGUCUCUGAUUCCGCAUCCGCUCCCUUUGUUUGUCUCUCCUUUCUAGCUUCCCUUGCACCUCACCUUUUGAUUGAACUUUGGUUCUCCUUCUCUUUUGUUUUUAUUCGUCUUACAUGGAAGCCCCUGCGUCGUCGUGAUCUGGACCACCGCCCGCGCAUCACCACAACAAAAGCAUGGCUUCUCCCUACGCCGGCAGCAUAACAAGAAAAGCGAACUGACCGGUGCAUUGCGCGCGGCGGUAACAGGCUCGUCUUUGCUCGCCAUGGCGACCCAGAAGCUCUUUUCUCGAAUCAUAUACCGAUCAGCCUACGCCCUUUGCUAUAUCCUCCUUGUCGGCCUGCUGCUCAUUACGCCAGGAGACGCCAUCCAGCGCUCCCUCCAAAACGGCCAAAACUACAACAUCCUCAUUAUCACAAUCUGCUACAUUGCAACCAUCCUCAUAGUAGCUUUCGUCUAUGCCCUUCGACUAUACAUCAACAAAACCGCGCUCUCUGCUAUUCCCAAGGCAUGGGUCCCUAUCGACAAAAGCGACGUCAAAGAUGCCGUCUACCGCAUGAUUAGCGGCGGCCUGAACCGCAGCGCGGCCAUCGCCUACCUCUCACGCCCUCGAGAUCUUGCACGGUCAAACGAGUCGUUUCGUCCGGUAGGUGGCUAUCUGCAGCCUCAGCGGCUCGGGAUGAAGACGGUCGAGUCCGUCGGCCAUGACAUUGGAAUAAAGCUGCCGUCUCAGCAUGCGCUCUGGGGCGACAUUGAACAGAAUGGCUGGGCGUCUCCCAAUGCCGAAGACCUCCCGAAUCUACAAUACAGCACUGUGCUCUCCGAACUGCCGAACCUGGUGGAAGCCAAGUCGCUCACUCUUGCACCAGCAGAUCCCUUAUCAACAAGCGAUCCGCCCAUGAUUGAUGCCGACGCAGCAGAACUAUUGCAAAGACAGCCAAACAUGAGCCUGCGCCAGUACUUAAACCACCUUGUAGACGCUGGUAUUAUGGACAUGGAUGCAACGACAACCGAAUUCCUUGACGUCUACGAGCAUGCACGCUUCUCUACCACCCUUAUCCCCAACGCGACAUUCCGACACAUGAUGAACCUCUUCGCCGACGUUCUGCGAAACAUGACUGGGCCCGACCCCGAUGGGUUUGCCGAGGCCAUCAUAGAGCCACCGUCUGAGUCGGACAUUGAUAGCGAUGCUCCCCUCGCCACAAACCCUACUACACCUCGAAGCAACUACUCGCGGUCCAUCAUUGAGGAUGGCUCCGGGCAAGAGUCCGAGGAGAGCCAUCGCCCCUCACCGCCGCGGCGCAACUCCUCGUUCAAUGCAUGGAGUUUAUACGCUACAGCACCCAAUACGCCAGGCAGUCGUCGCACGGGUAUGCUGUCCCGCAAGCGAAGCAACAAUAGCUUAGCCACGGAUCAGUCUUCGGUGCUCAGGUUCCUGCGCAAUCAGCGGUCCAACGCCAGUCUCCGCUCUCACGCGACCUCUAGCACCGGCUCGGUCGUUCGCCUAGCUGUCGGCGAUGAGCGUAAUAUUAUGCCAUAUGUUAUUUCGCCGUCCUCUCAGCAAGGCGCAGAAAACUAGCCCUCCCACUACACAUUCUCGCACUUUUGGCGUAUAGGGUACCAGUAUGAGCCUACGAUUUUCAUGAUGUAUAUAUCGCUUUACAACGUAAAUUUGGACAUAGACUGAUGUAUUUUAUUCCCAAGUCUACUUCUCUGUAUAUAUAUAAUAUAGAUUUACAUUUACAUUCAUGAAGAUCUCCCA